AUGAAGCGAGUGGGCGUUUGCGGCAGUGCGGCGGAGAGGUUCGGUGCUCGAGGAGGUUUUGUGGCGGCAGGCGCCGCCCGUUCUCUCUUUUCUAAUUCGAGGGGCGCAAUCUCUUCUUCUUCCCGAUUCUACACCACCACGACGCUCGCGGAGGGUGGCAGCCGCACACCCUGGAUUCCCGGCAAUCCUCCGACCCUGGAGCAGGCAAGCGAAGGUGCCGAAUGGACGCGGGAGACGAUCUACCAGGUCAUGUACCCCGGCCACGUAGAGGUUGCCGAUGAAAUCGCCCGCGAGGUGAGCCUCCGAUCUGUAGUGCAGGGCCUCUUCAAGAAGGCAGUGCGCGAGGGAGGGCUGCCCCCGAGGCAGGAGGAGCGGGUGUGGAGCAAGUGGCACGCUGCACUCGAGCGCCUCGAGCACGAGCGCGGAGUGACCACGCUCGCCGAUCUUGCUGGCCUCAACCGCGUGGCCUGGUGGCGCACCCGCGUCCCGCACGCCCUCCGCACUGCCCUCAACACCUACGUCUACCACCACCGCCUCCCCGCAGCUGUCCUCCCCUCCUCCUCCAGCAGCAGCACGGCGUCCUCCGCCUAA
Messenger RNA from Acanthamoeba castellanii str. Neff, 591 nucleotides. RefSeq lists its product as uncharacterized. The record is from RefSeq and is a predicted model, not a curated record. NCBI's taxonomy places the organism in Eukaryota, Discosea, Longamoebia, Acanthamoebidae. The transcript has a single exon. Bases 1 to 591 code for a protein of 196 amino acids.